AUGUUUAGCAAGGUCGCCUACUUCUCUUACGUGGUGAGCAGAUCCGCUGAUUACUGCCGUACCUCACCCAGUUCCUCCCAGGGCUGCCCUCUUCUCUGUAAGGUGGCUCUCGGUAAAACUCACGACUGUUUCACUGCCAGUACCUCUCGAUGCCUCAGGCAAAUUGAUGGUUGCAGAGUUCAAGAGGUGUGA
Echinococcus granulosus is the source of this 192-nucleotide messenger RNA. RefSeq lists its product as hypothetical. Gene Ontology annotation, molecular function: NAD+ poly-ADP-ribosyltransferase activity. NCBI's taxonomy places the organism in Eukaryota, Metazoa, Platyhelminthes, Cestoda, Cyclophyllidea, Taeniidae. The transcript has a single exon. The record is from RefSeq and is a predicted model, not a curated record. The coding region runs from base 1 to 192 and encodes 63 amino acids.